AUGACGCACCGAAGAACAGGCUCUUCUUGUCUCCGUGCGCCUGGUUUUGGUCUCUUCAAAAAUAGAAAGUCGGAACAGAAUGCGGCCCGCAAGUUGAACAGAUCGGAUGCGAAGCCGAAGGCCGUUGUCGGAGAUAAAGCCAUGAUGAUUAUUUAUGGAGUGAUUCCCCCUCAAUUCACCAUUCAACCCUGUAAGUUCUUGCAAGACUCUGUGACUCUGGAUAGCUCGUCAUCCAGCACAAUGGCACUUCCCCAGAACAUCCUCAUCGUGGGAGGAGGCGUUUUCGGACUAUCCACCGCUCUCUCGCUCUCCUCCCGCCAUCCCAGCUCAAAAAUCACCCUCCUGGAGGCCUCUCCCACCAUUCCCAACCCGCACGGCUCAUCCGUCGAUGCCUCUCGUAUCGUCCGUGCCGAUUACGCCGACGCAGCCUACGCGAAACUAGCCAUUGCGGCCAUUAAUCGCUGGCGAAACACCGACUGGGGCCGUGAUGGCCGGUACACGCAGAAUGGGCUCCUCCUCGUUUUCCCCGAGGGCAACAGUAACGCGAGAAAUUACGCAAGAAAGAGCUACGAGAACGUCAAGAAACUGGGCGAUAAGGUCGAGUACCUACCCACCAAGGCGGAUGUGCAUCGCGUUGCACCCGCAUUCGACAAGGAUCUCCGCGUAGAUGGCGGCUACGUGAACUGGGCAUCUGGCUGGUCCAAUGCAGAAGCAUCCGUGCGAUACGCAAAGAAACGCCUCGACGAGGAAGGCAAGGUGGUUUUCAAAACCGGUGAGGUGGAACAGAUUCUGUUCGAGCAGUUGUCGUCGCCCAAAGCAACCGGCGUCCUCUUGAAAGACGGUACAACCCUCACGGCCGACCUGAUCAUCCUCGCUACAGGCGCCUGGACACCGAAACUCGUCGACCUGCGCGGUCUAGCCGUCUCAACAGGCCAAGCAAUUGCCUUCAUCCGCAUCUCGGACGAGGAACAGAAUCGUCUAGCGAACAUGCCUACCAUCCUCAAUUUUGCGACAGGCAUCUUCAUCAUCCCGCCGCGGAACAAUCUACUCAAAAUCGCCCGUCAUGCUUACGGUUAUCAUAAUCCCAAGACCGUGCCGGUUCCGGGACCUACUAGUCAACAGGGAACGACGAUGGAAGUCAGUCUCCCGGAGACGGGGGUACCCAUUCCACCUGAGGGUGAAGAGGCUAUGCGAGUUGCCUUGAAGGAAUUGCUGCCUUCUUUCGCUGAUAGGCCGUUUGUUGAGACUAGGGUUUGUUGGUAUACAGAUACACCAAAAGGCGACUUCAUAGUAACCUACCACCCAAAUCACCCGAACCUCUUCCUCGCAACGGGCGGCAGCGGUCAUGCCUUCAAGUUCUUCCCCGUAAUCGGAGAUAAAGUCGUCGAUGCGCUGGAGGGGAAGCUCGACCCCGAGCUGAAAAAGAUGUGGGCUUGGCCUGAGUCAAAGGUGGAUCCGAACUUCCUGGCAACGGAGGACGGGAGUCGGUCUGGUGUUAAAGGAUUGCGCUUGUUAGACGAGUUGGCCAAAGGGAAGAAGGCCAGCAGAAGCAGUGUCUUGUGAGUUUUCACCAUUUCAGAAU
Monascus purpureus is the source of this 1582-nucleotide messenger RNA. The record is from the annotation of a GenBank genome assembly. Lineage: Eukaryota; Fungi; Ascomycota; Eurotiomycetes; Eurotiales; Aspergillaceae.